AACUCCUAGUGGUUGGGAGUAAUCUGGAGUUGAAUGUGACAGUAACCGUGAAAAAUCAGGGGGAAGAUUCGUAUCGGACGAUGGUUACCUUCUUCUAUCCCCCAGGAUUGUCCUAUCGACGAGUGUCACUGACCCAGAACUGGCGUCCUCAACGAUCUAUGCGUCUUGCAUGUGAGGCGGCAGUGCCAGAGAACAAGACCCUGAAGAGUACCAGCUGCAGCAUCAAUCACCCCAUCUUCCAGGAAGGAGCUGAGGUCACUUUUGUAGCAACGUUUGAUAUCUCUCCCACUGCCACCCUUGGAGCCAAGGUGCUUAUGAAGGCCAAAGUGAGCAGUGAAAAUAGCACACCCAAGUCCCACAAGACCACCUUCGAACUAGAGGUACCAGUCAAGUAUGCUGUCUACGUGGUGAUCAGCAGCAAGGAAGAAUCCACUAAGUACUUAAAUUUUUCUGCUUCCGAGGAGAAGAAAAGCCAAGAGGUCAAGCACAGAUACCAAGUGAACAAUCUCAGUAAGCAGGAUCUGCCUAGCAGCAUUAACUUCUGGGUCCCUGUGGAGCUAAAUAGGAUGACUGUGUGGGAUGUAACCACAGUCGAGUCCCCCCAGAAGAUCCCACUUCCAUGUGUCUCAGAGAGGAGCUCUCCAAAUCAUUCUGACUUCCGGACCCAGAUUCAGACGAGCUCUGUGCUGGACUGUUCCAUUGCGGUUUGCCUCAAAAUCAAAUGUGAUAUCUCCUCUUUGGGUGUCCAAGAAGAGCUUGACUUCACUCUAAAAGGCAACCUUAGCUUUUUCUGGGUGAGCCAAACCCUGAAGAAGAAGUGGCUGGUCAAAAGUUCAGCGGAAAUCAUUUUUAAUGAAUCCGUAUAUUCCCAACUUCAAGGACAAGAGGCCUUUUUGAAAUCCCAGAUAGAAACAACCCUGGAGGAAUAUGAAAUCCACAACCCCAUCCCCCUUAUUGCUGGCAGCACUGUGGGGGGACUUCUGCUGCUGCUGCUCAUAACAGCUGGUCUCUUCCGGCUUGGCUUCUUCAAACGUCACUACAAAGAAAUGAUUGAGGAAAACAUCCAGAGUACCCAUUUCAGCAAUGAAGAUUCCAACUCCUUGACAGAUGAUUUGACUGCCCCAAAGUAACUGUUUCUCCUGUUGCUCAGUCUUCCCACAUGAGGGCUACGUGGGUAAUCUUAGCAGAGAUGCCACCCAUGUAGGGUAAUUUUGUUUUCCUGUUAUGUGCUAUCACUUUCCCCAGUAAGUAGUAGAAAUUUUGCAUUUUACACACGUCUAUCAGUCUUUACAAAGAAGGAAACUAGUUAAAACUCGCUGUAUGCAAAUAGCAGCUGGCUUCCAUGUUUGUUCUUGCCAUAUUAAAUGAGAAUGUGAAAUGUG
This is a messenger RNA of Monodelphis domestica (gray short-tailed opossum), 1382 nucleotides long. Its product is annotated as integrin alpha-D-like. Gene Ontology annotation, biological process: cell adhesion mediated by integrin; integrin-mediated signaling pathway; cell-cell adhesion. Gene Ontology annotation, molecular function: integrin binding. The record is from RefSeq and is a predicted model, not a curated record. Gene Ontology annotation, cellular component: integrin complex; external side of plasma membrane. Lineage: Eukaryota; Metazoa; Chordata; Mammalia; Didelphimorphia; Didelphidae.